AUGAAUGGCAGAGGCUGUGACGCCCUGCCCGCCCUGCGCGCCCCGCGGCCCCUGGGGGUCCGAUGGUUCAGAUUAUCGUCGCGAGCCUCGGAGUCGAGGGUGGCGAUGUGCCUGGCGCUGCUGCUGGCGCUGUCCGCAUGCCUUCCGUCCAGCGAGGCGCUCGCCUUCAGCACCACGCACUCCAGGGCGCUGCACCGGCUGCUGCUGAACCAGCAGGAGAUCAACGCGCUCAACUCGGCCAGCGGUAGCAGCAGACAGCCGUCGCCGAACCACAUACAGCCGCCGCCCGACAAGGCGACGACGGAGCCGCCGCCCACCACGACGGAGCCGACGGAGCCUCCACCCACGACGACGGAGCAGGCGGAGAAGACACCGCCCUCGGACGACUUCAGCUGGACCGCGGUGUCGCGGUCGUACUACGGCUACGUCAACAAGACGACGACCACGACGACGCCCGCGCCGCCGCCCAACGACAACAUCGACAACGUGACGGUGGGCAACGGCAAGGACGACGACGUGCCCGACGUGGACGACUACGCGGCGGCGUCCGCCGACGUGCAGCUGGAGGACGCGUUGCCGUCGGCCGCACCCCUCACCGGCGUGCGACUGUCGUCCCCCGCGCCCUUCCAGAACUCGUCCAUCGACGCGGACGCGGUCGGCGUCGAGGACGCGGACCUCGGCGGCGCGGUGUUCCCGGCGUUCGGCGAGCGGACGGCGGGGCGGAGGCCGGCGGGGUUUGAGAACGGCGGCAGCCGGACCGGCCGCGCGGCCCGGAGAAGGCGCUUUCGACGCUACGUGCGCUUCCCCGGGGAGCUGCCGCCGCUGCCGCCGCCUCAGGAGGAGGCCACGGGGCGGCAGCUGUACCGAGGACCAGGGCCGCCGUCAGGACCGCCAGGACCUCCGCCGGGCUUCGUGACGGCGCCGAGCGCGUACGGCGGCUCGCCGGGCUUCUACUCGGCCAGCGGCGGCUCCUACAGUCCGUGGCAGCCCGGGCCGUCCUUCCACCCCGUGCACUACAACGGCCACGGCGGCCACGGCGGCCACGGCGGCUUCGGCGGCGGGCCUCCGAACCACGCGCCGCCGUUGCCGCCCCACGGGCCUCACGCCCAGCUGGGGCCGCUGCCGUCCAGCGGGCCGCGGUCGCCGCGACUCGUGUUCCCGCCGCCCGACAUCCCCGGCGCCGUGCACGCGUCGCAGUCCAUCUACUACAACAACCAGAACGCGCUGCAGGACCUGCGGCAGGAGGACCCUCGCGAGAGCGGCGACAGGCCGGACAGGCCGGACAGGCCCCUUGGCGCGCCGAGCCAGGGCGGCCAGGGCGGCCAGGUCUGCGGCGUCGGCGCCACAUGCGAGUUCUUCUUGUCGUGCUGGAUGGGCGGCGGGCUGCUGGACGGCCAGUGCGGCGCGCUGCUGCACGGCUGCUGCCGCCGCAAGCCGCGGACCACGGCCAAGAUGGGCGAGCUCCCCCCCGCCGCCUCCAACGAGGUGCUAGCCCUGCCUGCUGACUUGGGACCCGUCAACAAUGACCCCCGGUGCGGGGUGUCCCCGGGCCGGCUGGGCGCUCAGCGGCGGAUAGUCGGCGGCGACGAGGCGGGCUUCGGCAGUUUCCCGUGGCAGGCGUACAUCCGAAUCGGCUCCUCGCGGUGCGGGGGCUCGCUGGUGAACCGGUACCACGUCGUCACGGCGGGCCACUGCGUAGCAAGGGCGUCGGCACGGCAGGUGCAGGUGACGCUGGGGGACUACGUCAUCAACUCGGCCGUGGAGCCGCUGCCGGCCUACACGUUCGGCGUGCGCGAGAUCCGCGUGCACCCCUACUUCAAGUUCACGCCGCAGGCCGACCGCUACGACGUGGCCGUGCUGCGCCUGGACCGGCCCGUGCAGUACAUGCCGCACAUCGCGCCCAUCUGCCUGCCGCAGAAGGGCGCCGACUUCCUGGGCCAGUACGGCUGGGCGGCCGGCUGGGGCGCGCUGCAGGCAGGCUCCCGCCUCCGGCCCAAGACCCUCCAGGCCGUGGACGUGCCCGUCAUCGACAACCGGCUGUGCGAGAAGUGGCACCAGAGCAACGGCAUCAACGUCAUCAUCUACGACGAGAUGAUGUGCGCGGGCUACCGGGGCGGCGGCAAGGACUCGUGCCAGGGGGACUCGGGCGGCCCGCUCAUGAUGGAGAAGACGGGGCGCUGGUACCUCAUCGGCAUUGUGUCGGCCGGCUACUCGUGCGCGCAGCGUGGCCAGCCCGGCAUCUACCACAGGGUGGCCCACACCGUCGACUGGAUCUCCUACAUCGUCAACAGCCACAAGCUGUGAGCUGUGCCUCCUGGGAGGCCUUUCCUUUCCCAGAGACUAGAGACCCUCUCUUCCCCUCGAGAGUCUGGACCGAGGAGCGGGCGACUGGCCGCCGCCGCGACGCCGCGGUCCGGACUCUCGUGAACGCAACCGGGUAACAUAGUGGCAUAAGCAGGGCUGGCGCCGAUGCUGUUUUCGGGAAAGACGGUCAAGAGUAAGAAGUAAGUUUUCUCUUCAAAUGUGAUAUUAGCGAUGUUGCACGCCAGGGGACGAGGCGAGGGCGACUGGGCGCUCCGCCCCGAGGGCCCCCCGCCCGUCUCCAGCGUCUCCAGGGACUUGUUGACUUUGUCGCGCUCGCCGCCGGAGCGAGUAGGUCUAGUCGAGACAACACGGCCCCGCUGUGUGGGAACUCACCACUAGAUUCCUUAAUUUAUUAUUAUUUUUUAUUGUGUGAUCGAGGUGGUAAGCGUAGGACGGUUGGAGUGCUGGAGCAUGGCAAGCAUGGCAAGCCUGGCUGGAGGGAAUGCCAUCGAAGCAUCGACGUGUGGUCGAGAUGCGUGCUUUCAUUCCCGGUUUGAAGCGGGCAUGUGCUUCUGGUUUCGUGUUUCGAGGCGAGUAUCUGUUUCCGUUUGGAUGCCUGCAUCUGUGCGUCCGUCGCGGGGCAAUUUUGUAUCCAUUUAAGCAAGCCAUACCAAUGAGACCCUCGUUGGAAAAAAGUUAGUGUGGUGUGGUCACACUUGUUCAAUAUGGAGCUUUACUACAAUUUACUUUGAAUUCUGUUGAGAUGAUGGUUGCUGUAUGCAGAUUGGUGAAAUGAUGUAUUUAUAUUUUGUGAUGAUAGACUCGAGAUUUGGAAUUAAAUUAUUUUUGUAGAAAGUAAAUUCAAUCAGUCAUGUUAGAUGAAAUGAAAAUCCAUCCAUGAUGUAAUUAUUACACAAUCUCCUCUGAAGGGGUUCCUUAUUUCACUUUUAAAUUGGAUGAAGAGACUGAUUGCUUUCAAAUGACAAGACUACCAGUUACAUUUUGUUUGGGACUGUGAGACAAUUUUGAGACAAUUGUAGUAGUGUGUUUCAAAAUCCUAGGUAUUUGUAUGCUUAUUAUUGUACAUAGGUUGACAGUGUAUAGAUGUCUUUACAACAGUAAAAAUCCUCUUGUAAUGAAAUUUUAAAGUUUUGAAGAUGUAAAUUAUUUAUAUUUAAUAACUACCUGUGAAGUAAAGAUACAACCAAGUUACCGUUCCUUGUGUAUUCUAUAGAUGCUAGUGCCCACCCUUGCUGAAUUUUAUGGUGUGAAUAUCUCUGCUACCUCUUUAGAUCAGUGUAAAGUUAAACAAGUAUAGAAGUUUUGUACAUUUGCUAUAAUUCGUUUCAUAUUUUUUUCUAUCCUCUGUAAAUUAUGUAAAUAAAUCAGGACAAAUCAGUGUCAUGAAUCUUACUCCAACUACCCCCAACCACAUUCCAGUUCUCUAGAGAACUCAUGCCAACAACUUUCUUGACUUUUACAGCGGUAAUAAAAGUGGGUAAAAGAAUU
Molecule: messenger RNA, 3813 nt
Organism: Thrips palmi
Lineage: Eukaryota; Metazoa; Arthropoda; Insecta; Thysanoptera; Thripidae
Exons: 10
Coding region: 1-2304 (767 amino acids)
Biological process (GO): proteolysis
Molecular function (GO): serine-type endopeptidase activity
Source: RefSeq, a predicted model, not a curated record